CUCUUUCUCUCGGUCUCUGGAUUGUAUCUUCUCAUUCCACUACCCCCUCGAAUCUUCCCCCCUACUAGGUCUUUGCACUAUACGAUGCCCCCUUGGACUGAUCCUUCACCCUCUUUGUAAUCACACCCCCUGUCCCCGAUCCCUUGGUUGGAAUUACACAGGUACCUGUUGCAACUGUACCAUGGUCACCGCUCCUUCUACCUCCGCGGCCCGGAAGGACACCAUUCUGUCCCGAAGGUAUAUCGAGGGCCUAAUUUCUGAAGGCAAACAUAUUAUCAUCUUCGACGGUCGCGUACUCAGGGUCGAUGCGUGGAUUCCCUACCAUCCUGGAGGAGACAAGUCCAUCAGGCACAUGGUUGGGAAAGAUGCCACCGAUGAGAUCAACGCGUUACACUCCAAGGAAGCGCGCCAGCGAAUGUUGUCCUUUCAGAUCGGUCGCAUCGAGGGCCCAUGGGUGAACUUCCUGCCACCCAUCCAGGGCGGAAAGUUUCGUCCGUAUACCGAGGAUUGUCUGUCCGAUGAAGAGAGCUCUGGUCAGGAGAGUUCCGGUCAGGAAACGUCACAGCCGCCAUCCCCGAUCUUUGAUGCCGUCGAUAGCACGUCAGGUGCUCGCCAGCGGAAACCUGCGCCCGCAACCCCAGCCUCGGCCGCCAAAAGCGAAGAGUUCCAACCGAAACCCUUCUUUCUCGAUGCGCGCACGCAGGAGGAACUCGUCUUCGAUACGGCCAAAUACCCCUCGCUAGGUUUGGACAAUCAGGAGAAGAUCAAGCAGAGGUAUCGUGAUCUGGACCGGCAGAUCCUUGCGGAGGGGCUCUACGACUGUCGCUACUUCUCGUACUUUAUCGAAUGCUGCCGAUAUACGCUCUUCGCUGCCUUGUUCUACUAUUUCCUCCAGAUUGGAUGGUAUGCGACUUCAGGUUUCUUCCUUGGAUGCUUUUGGCAUCAGCUUGUGUUUACUGCCCAUGAUGCUGGCCAUAUGGGCAUUACGCACAACUUCCACGUCGACACGGUGAUUGGUAUCAUUAUCGCCGACUAUCUCGGAGGACUCAGCCUGGGGUGGUGGAAACGCAGCCACAAUGUCCACCAUAUCGUGACGAACGCCCCCGAACACGACCCUGAUAUCGAACACAUGCCAUUCUUCGCCGUCUCCCAUCGCUUCCUUACCAGCCUUCGCAGUACCUACUAUGACCGCAUCAUGGAAUUCGAUGCUGCUGCAAACUUCCUUUUGCGCUUUCAGAACUACCUCUACUACCCCAUCCUCCUGUUUGGACGUUUCAACCUGUAUCGUCUGAGCUGGGAAUACCUUUUCACGGGCCAAGCCCCGAAGAAAGGUCCCGCCUGGUGGCAUCGGUGGUUUGAGAUUGGCGGUCAGGUCUUUUUCUGGAUCUGGUUUGGCUAUGGAGUGAUGUACCGCUCGAUUCCGGACUGGAGCAGCCGGCUUGCCUUCCUUUUCGUCUCUCACAUGGUUACCUCUCCGCUGCACGUGCAGAUCACGCUUUCUCACUUCGCCAUGUCCACCUCCGAUAUGGGAGUCAACGAGUCUUUCCCGCAACGAAUGCUCCGCACCACCAUGGAUGUCGACUGCCCGACCUGGCUCGACUUCUUCCACGGUGGUCUUCAAUUCCAGGCCAUCCAUCAUCUCUACCCCCGCAUUCCGCGGCACAAUCUGCGUCGGACCCAGCGCCUGGUGCUCGACUUUUGCCGCGACACUGGCAUCCCCUAUACCAUCUUCACCUUCUACGAUGGUAACAAAGAGGUGAUUGGCAAACUCGGCGACGUCGCAAAGCAGGUCCGCAUUCUCGAGGAGUGCAGGAAAUCCUGCGCGGAAAAUGGUGUGUUCUCGGAUCAUCAUUAAAGCCAUUGAAGAUUAUCUAUGCGAGUCAGCGACCAAGCUAGAUGCAUCCCUUCUGUCACUUUAUCAAACAUGUACUAUUCCCAAAUCCUUGUUGUAAAUAGUCCCACUCUACGCUACGCUACGCCACCCCACCCCUACCCCACAGCACUAUAUAGUCUUUCUGGUGAUGGUCCGGAUAUGACUGAUGCCUUUUGACUGCCUCGCAGUGCUUAAUGAGAUAAUGCCCCGGUCUGUGAUUUAUUGGUCUAUAGAAUGCAUUAUAUAUUAC
Aspergillus neoniger CBS 115656 is the source of this 2123-nucleotide messenger RNA. Its product is annotated as fatty acid desaturase. The transcript is spliced from 2 exons. The record is from RefSeq and is a predicted model, not a curated record. NCBI's taxonomy places the organism in Eukaryota, Fungi, Ascomycota, Eurotiomycetes, Eurotiales, Aspergillaceae. Gene Ontology annotation, molecular function: oxidoreductase activity, acting on paired donors, with oxidation of a pair of donors resulting in the reduction of molecular oxygen to two molecules of water. Gene Ontology annotation, cellular component: membrane. The coding region runs from base 182 to 1855 and encodes 557 amino acids. Gene Ontology annotation, biological process: lipid metabolic process.